AACCGGUCGCCGUUGAUGGGCGAUACUAACAAGACGAUUCAAUAUUUAAGGCGAGUUUUGGACGUGACAGACGCAACGAAGACGUCAGGGAUACGACGCACAGUUCUUCUAUUGAAAGACCCGAGCAAUACGAACAUUAGACGACCAGAAAUGUCGAUUUCUUAUCUUAGCCUGCUAUUGGUGUUGUCUCCUGCCUGGAUGGGAAAUGGAUUACCCACAGAGCCAAAGGAACCAACAUCAAGGGAUUCACGACAGAUGAUAUUCCCUAUUGGUGUAGUACCAUUGCAGCAACCCAGUAAUUUCUUCGACUAUGGCACUUUAGUGCAAAAUUUGCAUCCAGCAGUAAAACAUAGAUUGCUGGAAGCCUUGGUAACUGCAACAACAGCACUAUCCGAAAAUUCUCCUUUGUCCCCUUUGCCUUUGGCACCUGGUUACAAAGCUGGAACACGGCCAGACAAUUUGAAUUCAUUGAAUCUCGACUCGAAUUUCGAAAAUCUCGCUUCCGACGAAGAAAUCUUCCAAAAGGUCAGCCACCUGCUGCCAUAUUCACUAGAAGAACUAAGAGAUAUGCAAUCACGACUGGGAAUCAAUGCAGUUGUUACCAUUAUCAUCCGAGCCCUGCUUGGCCAGCUUGUCAAUAUUGUACUACUACCCAUCAUUAUGAGCAUAUUCACUGGUUUGAUUGCUGGAUAAGCUGGGAGUCUGCUUUACGACAACCACUCCGUUACGCUACUUUAACUCUUUUUGUUAACUACCGGUAGUUUUUAUGAGUGGUUUCCUCAAAUCAAUUCAUAUUAAACUUGAUUGUUUCAUUCCUUUCCUAUCUACUUGAACUUGAUUAAGGACUAUUUAAUACACGAAUCCAAUUCUUCA
Messenger RNA from Daphnia magna, 873 nucleotides. RefSeq lists its product as uncharacterized. Bases 16 to 693 code for a protein of 225 amino acids. The record is from RefSeq and is a predicted model, not a curated record. Lineage: Eukaryota; Metazoa; Arthropoda; Branchiopoda; Diplostraca; Daphniidae. The transcript is spliced from 5 exons.